CCUCCCCCCUUUCUUCUUCUCCUCCUCCUCCUUUUCCUCCUUCUCCUCCUCUACUCCUUCUCUCCUCCUCCUCAGACCUUCUCUCUCUUCUGAUCUGUCCGCAUAUCUCACUCCCACUAACCGUUUUUCCUAGUGCCUAAGAAUUUCGGGCGAGUUUCUCACGCUUUUCCAUCCUUCUCAACAUAGAGGCAUAUAUGGCGAAUUCGCUUUGCAGCACCAAGACCAGGAAGACGCUCGCUGGCUGGCCGACCAAGAUGUGAUGCACCCUACUCAAAUUCAAGACAGGAGAGAAGAAACUCAGCGUAGAGGACGACCAGACCGACUUCAAUUCCCCCUCUUCCGCCUUGGCAGUCCCCAAGUCGACCGUCAACUCGAUUUUGAGCAGGAAUUGGAUCAGUCACAAUUAUAUAGCACAGAGGAGCACCAUGAUCUCCGAGGAUGGCAGAGGCAUGUGGACCGUGGCAGCCUCCCUCCACCUCCUCUGCCCAGCGGUCCGACACCACCCUCGAAACCUGGCACAGGCGUUUUUGCGAUUGGACAGGCUACUUCUACGCCCUCCUCGACCUUCGAUUUGGCCGAACUUCCGCCUCCGCCGCCUUUGUCGCGCUCGCCUCCUGCUCCACCACCACACUCACCGAGAUUGCCGCUGAUUCCGGGCGAAUCUUUAUUGCCCGCUCCCAUGCGCUUGCUUCCCUACCUUCCUCCAACUUGCUCUUCGGCAGCAGAUCCCUUUGUACCCCAACCUUUGCGCCGCGGUGAAGAAGCGGAGAGCACUUGCGAGUCGCCACUCGGAUUGGCUCAAGAGGAGCGAAGCGAGAGCAUGGACCGUUAUCGAUCGCUUCCACCUCCACCACCACCCACCCACUCUUCAUACAGUCGUUCGCCGUGGAUCAGCAGAAGGAUACAAGAGGGGGACGCCCCUUCGAGCCAAGCAUCGAGCUACCCAACCGUUUCGCCUUCUCCCAAAACUCUUUUCGCCCGAGGUCGGCCUUCAUCACCCACAUUUUCGUUCAAGGCUGGCAAACGAGCCAACGAAAGCGGAAGGGCCGGUGGGAAGAGAUAUGAGAGGAAACGAGCGAGCAGAAGUGUCGAUCUCGGCCUGGUGCUAACGAGGUCCGAACGUGCUUCACUGGCUUCGAUUGACGAUCUCGCACUGUUCUCCGACAUGGAGGACAUGAGAAGGGGCAGUCUCUCGGCUGGAGAUACUUCAUCUUUUGCCAGCACGGUUCGACAACGGCUGCGGGGCGGGCCGCGGACGAAUUUUGAAGGCAUUGCUAUCGGCAAACAACAUGCGAGCACAGGCUGGUCCCAGUGGACGAAGGACAUGGCUCGAAAGAGAAAGGAAGAGCUUCAGCAGGAAAGAGAGGUCUGGGACGAAAUCGAGAGGGAGGGACCCGAACCACCCGGCAAAUCUGCCUCUGUUUCUCCUUCUUUGCCAAUGUUCUCAUUCGAGGGGGACCAGGAUGGGGAUCACUCGCCUUUACGAGGUCACGAGGAAGAAUCCACAGCAAAGCAACUGCACCAGGAACUCUUUCGAAAAGUGUCGGGAAGGCGACCAGCAAAGGCUGGGGAUGAGUCAAUUCGCAGACUGAACAUGGGAGAGGAAGAGAAAAUAUAGUGGAGAGAGCCGUGCUUUGUAUCAUUGGUUCUGUGAGCG
Molecule: messenger RNA, 1657 nt
Organism: Acaromyces ingoldii
Lineage: Eukaryota; Fungi; Basidiomycota; Exobasidiomycetes; Exobasidiales; Cryptobasidiaceae
Exons: 1
Coding region: 260-1618 (452 amino acids)
Source: RefSeq, a predicted model, not a curated record